CAGGUGCAGGUGCCGCUGCCGCUGGGCCCGGAGAGGCUGCGCACGCUGAGGGCAUGGGGAGCGCGGCGUCCGGGCUGCAGGAGGACAGGCGCAGGACGUGAGGCUGGCGUCCCGGCUUCUUAACGCGCUGGCUCCGGGCAUGAGCGGUCGGCGGGAGCAGGAGCGCUCCUGAGAUAGGAUGACGCUCGGGGCUGGCGGGCGGUAGUACUAUGAUUUGGUAUGUGGCCACUUUGAUAGCAAGUGUGAUCAGCACCAGAGGUCUGGCCGCUCAAGUCGCCCACGGACUGCGCGAGGAGCCUGAGUUCGUGACUGCGCGCGCCGGCGAGAGCGUGGUCCUGAGAUGCGACGUGAUCCACCCGGUGACUGGGCAGCCCCCGCCCUAUGUUGUGGAGUGGUUCAAGUUCGGGGUCCCCAUUCCCAUCUUCAUCAAGUUUGGCUACUAUCCUCCACAUGUGGACCCUGAGUAUGCAGGCCGAGCAAGUCUUCAUGAUAAAGCAUCUCUGCGGCUGGAUCAGGUUCGCUCUGAGGACCAGGGUUGGUACGAGUGCAAAGUGCUCAUGCUGGACCAGCAGUAUGACACCUUCCACAAUGGCAGCUGGGUCCAUCUCACCAUCAAUGCUCCUCCCACCUUUACAGAAACACCCCCCCAGUAUAUUGAGGCCAAGGAGGGUAGCAGCAUUACCAUGACCUGCAUAGCUUUUGGGAACCCCAAGCCCAUUGUCACCUGGCUCAAGGAGGGGACACUCCUAGGUGCUAGUGGGAAAUACCAGGUGAGUGAUGGGAGCCUGACCGUGUCGGCAGUCAGUCGGGAAGACAGAGGGGCGUACACCUGCCGAGCAUACAGCAUACAGGGGGAGGCCGUCCACACCACCCACCUCCUUGUCCAAGGGCCUCCUUUCAUAGUUUCCCCUCCUGAGAAUAUCACUGUCAACAUAUCCCAGGAUGCUCUGCUCACCUGCCGGGCAGAGGCGUAUCCUGGCAACCUCACCUACACCUGGUACUGGCAGGAUGAGAACGUCUACUUCCAGAAUGACCUGAAGCUACGGGUACGGAUCCUGAUAGAUGGGACCCUGAUCAUCUUCCGGGUGAAGCCAGAGGAUGCAGGGAAGUACACCUGUGUCCCCAGCAACAGUCUGGGGCGCUCACCCUCAGCCUCAGCCUACCUGACAGUGCAGUACCCAGCCCGUGUCCUCAACAUGCCACCUGUUAUUUACGUGCCCGUGGGAAUUCAUGGCUAUAUCCGCUGUCCUGUGGAUGCAGAGCCGCCAGCCACCAUGGUCAAGUGGAACAAGGACGGCCGCCCCCUACAGAUUGAGAAGAACCUGGGCUGGACCUUAAUGGAGGAUGGCUCCAUUCGCAUUGAGGAGGCCACAGAGGAGGCUCUUGGCACUUAUACCUGUGUGCCUUACAAUACUCUGGGGACCAUGGGCCAGUCUGCUCCUGCACGGCUUGUCCUGAAGGAUCCCCCAUAUUUUACGGUGCUACCGGGCUGGGAGUAUAGGCAGGAGGCUGGUCGGGAACUCCUCAUCCCCUGUGCGGCCGCAGGAGACCCCUUCCCCAUCAUCACAUGGAGAAAGGUAGGGAAGCCCAGCAGAAGCAAGCACAACGCCCUGCCCAGUGGCGGUCUCCAGUUCCGAGCACUGAGCAAGGAAGACCACGGAGAGUGGGAGUGUGUCGCUACCAAUGUGGUCACCAGCAUCACUGCCAGUACCCACCUCACGGUCAUAGGCACGAGCCCUCACGCCCCGGGCAGUGUCCGGGCCCAGGCCUCCAUGACAGCUGCCAACGUGUCCUGGGAGCCCGGCUAUGAUGGAGGAUAUGAGCAGACAUUCUCAGUUUGGAUGAAGCGGGCACAGUUUGGGCCCCAUGACUGGCUGUCCUUGCCAGUGCCACCGGGACCCAACUGGUUGCUGGUGGACACUUUGGAGCCUGAGACAGCAUACCAGUUCAGUGUCCUGGCCCAGAACAAGCUGGGGACGAGCGCCUUCAGUGAGGUGGUCACUGUGAACACUUUAGCAUUCCCCGUCACAACUCCAGAACCUCUGGUGCUGGUCACUCCACCGAGGUGCCUCAUAGCCAACCGGACCCAGCAGGGUGUGCUCUUGUCCUGGCUCCCUCCUGCCAACCACAGCUUCCCCAUUGACCGCUACAUCAUGGAGUUCCGUGUGGGGGAGCGCUGGGAGACACUGGACGACGUCAUCCCAGGCACUGAGGGGGAGUUCUUUGCCAAGGACCUGUCGCAGGAUACCUGGUAUGAGUUCCGGGUUCUGGCUGUCAUGCAGGAUCUGAUCAGCGAGCCCAGCAACGUGGCCGGCGUGUCCAGCACAGAUAUCUUCCCACAGCCGGACCUGACUGAGGAGGGGCUGGCUCGACCCGUGCUGGCUGGAAUUGUGGCUACCAUCUGCUUCCUGGCAGCGGCCAUCCUCUUCAGCACCUUAGCCGCCUGCUUCGUCAACAAACAGCGCAAGCGUAAGCUCAAGCGCAAAAAAGAUCCCCCACUCUCCAUAACUCACUGCAGGAAGAGCCUGGAGUCCCCCCUGUCCUCGGGCAAGGUGAGCCCUGAGAGCAUCCGUACACUCCGUGCCCCAUCAGAAUCCUCAGAUGACCAGGGCCAGCCAGCAGCCAAAAGGGUGCUGAGCCCCACACGAGAGAAGGAGCUGUCGCUAUAUAAGAAGACCAAGAGGGCCAUCAGCAGCAAGAAGUACAGUGUGGCCAAGGCUGAGGCGGAGGCUGAGGCCACCACACCCAUUGAGCUGAUCAGCAGGGGUCCCGACGGGCGCUUUGUGAUGGACCCCUCGGAGAUGGAGCCCUCACUGAAGAGCAGACGCAUUGAGGGCUUCCCCUUUGCCGAGGAGACUGACAUGUAUCCCGAGUUCCGCCAGUCCGAUGAGGAGAAUGACGACCCGCUGGUGCCCACCUCUGUGGCUGCCCUGAAGUCCCAGCUGACCCCGAUGUCGUCCAGCCAGGAGUCCUAUCUGCCACCACCAGCAUACAGCCCUCGAUUCCAGCCCCGGGGACUGGAGGGCCCCAGUGGCCUGGAAGGGCGGCUCCAGGCCACGGGCCAAGCCCGGCCACCGGCGCCCCGACCCUUCCAUCAUGGCCAGUAUUAUGGGUACCUCAGCAGCAGCAGCCCCGGGGAGGUGGAGCCGCCGCCCUUCUACAUGCCGGAAGUGGGCAGCCCCUUGAGCUCUGUCAUGUCUUCCCCGCCCCUGCACACUGAGGGUCCUUUUGGCCACCCCACCAUCCCUGAGGAAAAUGGAGAGAAUGCAUCCAACAGCACGCUGCCCUUGACUCAGACACCAACGGGUGGGCGCUCCCCUGAGCCCUGGGGCCGGCCAGAGUUCCCCUUUGGGGGGCUGGAGACCCCGGCCAUGAUGUUUCCUCACCAGCUGCACCCCUGCGAUGUAGCUGAGAGUCUGCAAUCCCAGGCCUGUCUCCCCCGAGGACUGCCCCCUGCCUCCCUACAGGUGCCUGCGGCCUACCCAGGCAUCCUGUCUCUGGAGGCACCAAAGAGUUGGGCAGGCAAGUCUCCAGGCAGGGGCCCAGCCCCCGUGCCCACCGCCACCAAAUGGCAGGACAAGCCUAUGCAACCUCUGGUGAGCCAAGGGCAGCUCAGACACACCAGCCAAGGCAUGGGCAUACCGGUGUUGCCUUACCCUGAGCCGGCUGAGCCGGGGGGGCGGGCCGGCCCCAGCACCUUCGGCCUGGACACCCGGUGGUACGAGCCCCAGCCCCGGCCCCGGCCCAGCCCCCGGCAGGCCCGGCGAGCCGAGCCCAGUUUACAUCAAGUGGUGCUACAGCCCUCGCGGCUCUCACCUCUGACCCAAAGUCCUCUGAGCUCCCGCACGGGCUCCCCUGAGCUGGCUGCCCGGGCCCGGCCACGUCCAGGCCUCCUGCAGCAGGCAGAGAUGUCCGAGAUCACCCUGCAGCCACCGGCCGCCGUCAGCUUCUCCCGCAAGUCCACGCCGUCCACAGGCUCCCCGUCUCAGAGCAGCCGCAGUGGCAGCCCCAGCUACCAGCCUGCCAUGGGCUUCACCACACUGGCCACAGGCUAUCCCUCCCCGCCACCAGGCCCUCCAGGGCCUGGGGACAGCUUGGAUGUGUUUGGACAGACACCUUCCCUUCGCAGAACAGGGGAGGAGCUGCUCAGACCAGAGCCCCCCCCACCGACAUUACCUACUUCAGGAACACAUUCACCUGCCCCUGCGAAUGCUGCUGCACCUGAGAGGCUGGAGGCGCUGAAAUACCAACGGAUAAAGAAGCCCAAAAAGUCAUCCAAGGGCUCUUCGAAGUCAAAGAAACGAUCCGACGGUUCUGCCUCCCAGGCUCAGCAGCUUUCAAACUCUCAGGUUCUGUGGCCCGAUGAAGCUGUCUGCCUCCGAAAGAAGAAGAGACACUCUCGCCCUGAUCCCUUUGCCCGCCUCUCCGACCUGUGCCACCGCCAGCUUCCAGAAGACCAGACAGCGAUUCUUAACAGCGUGGACCAUGACGACCCAGGCCAUGCCACUCUGCUGUGACUGUUCCCAGGGCAGAAUGCGGGGUGGAAGGGCAAAGAGAGGGGCAUGAUGAAGGCUGCGUGAGGAAAAGGAAGACGUGGUGUGUGGUGACAUGUCCUCCUCUACAAGUGAGGGGCUGCCCUGGCCUUAGUUCUGAGGAUGGCGCAGAUCCUGGUCUGCAUGGUCUCUGCCCUGUUGAAGUGGUGUUCCCCUCCAGGUCUAGGCCAGCUGGCCUUGUUCAUGGAUGAUGGCUGGGGUAACCCCGGGGGCCUUGGGCAGAGGUUGGGAAGUGAACUGGGGAUGGGGAGAUCUGCCCUCUUCACCAGAUUGAUUUUUUCCUCUCUUCAAAUAUCUUUGCAAGUGAAGAAGAGAAAAGCAGUGGCUUUUAUUGCUCUUUGCUUCUGUUUCAGUGUUUCAAGUCCUGGACGAGGGCUGGACUUCCAGCUCCUCUUCCAAACUCUACACAUAUAUAGAUAUAGACGCAAGUGCGUAUGUCCUUAGUAUGUGGGUUUCUCUAUGGAUAUGUAUAUGUACAUUGAAGCAAAGUGCUGUUUAUUUCUGUGGUGACUGGCAGAAGGAGAAUGAGCCCACAGACACUUAGGGUUGUAAGUAGGCUAGCAGCAAGCUGGCAGGGGUGCCCUGCUGCCUGUCUCGGGUGUCAUUCCUUCUGAAAGAGGAUUCAUGCCUUUUUAGCUGAGUUAGCCUUUGUCUCUCUACUUUCUCCCAUCCAGAGCAGGCAUGGAGUCUUGCCAUGACUACCAGCAGAGUUAACUUUUGUCUCUCUACUUUCUCCCAUCUAGACAGGCAUGGGGUCUUGCCGUGACUACCAGCUGCCGGCUUUGGGGCUCAGCAGUGAGUUAGCACAGAACUAUACACAAGGCUUCCUUUCUUGGUUCCCGGGUGGCCUGGAAAAGGGACAGGCCGGCAUUGUUCUUCCUUCCAGUUUGGCUCAGGCUAUAGAAGCUGCUUAGCAGUAGGGCAGAGAGGCAGGCCUCCAGGGGCACAAGCUUAGCUCCCUCGUCAAUCUUCUUGGUCCAGUCAGGGCUAGAGCCACCUGUGCUGAGUACCAAGCUGCUGUGGCUUUAUUUAUAGCUGCCUCUGGAGUCUGUUCCAAAAUGGCUGAUGGGCUUUCCUUCCCUUUCAUGGGAACCAACCCCCAGAUUGGUUAACUGCCACCAUGCAGAGGCCUCACCCCCUGUGGGCUCCUUCUAGGCCCUCCAAGUUGUUUGUAAUCCUUCUCUGCCCUGGAGCCUUCCUCCACCCCAGGUCCCAAACUUCAAUAGGAUGGGAUCAAUGACACCAGGGUGCUUCAGAUUCCUGGGUUCUGAGGGCACCUUGGAUACCCUUCUUUCUGCAGUUCAAUUUAUGUGGAACUGGCUGAGGCAUGGGAAUGAAGACGGAAGCAGAGGGCUGGUAGGGCCAGGGCUAUGAUUCUUCCUCUUCCAAAAUCUUAUUUCAAACUAUAAGCUCCAGCAACUUCUGUAGAGCCCUCUCACAGUUAAUAAAAAUGAAUCUCUUCCAGUAAGAUACAGGUGCUGCCCAGGAGGAGGAGAGAGGCCAGGGGUCAGUGGAAGGGUGCAUUUGCCAUCUCUUCCCCUCUUCUUGGGCAGGAACCUGGCCUUGUAGCUAAAAUUGAGGUGGCUACUAGCUUCCUUAAAGUAUUUCCUCUUGGUGCUGCUGUCUUGGUGGGUUUGGGGACGUCUGCCUCUUCUCAUUGCUUGCUUGGACUUGAGCCAAGUUUGUGAGCAGUUUGAAUCUACCAGGCACUCCUUGGAAACCAUAUGGGGCAGUUCUACUCUGUCCUGUAGAGUCCUGUAGGGUUGCCAUGAGCAGGAAUCGACUCGAUGGCAACGAGUUUUUUUUUUUUUUUGGUUUGGUGAGCAGUGAAAGCCCUGGGAGGUUUCUCCUAGUCUCUCUGCAGCUGCCAAUGACUAGCCCAAAGACCUCGUCAGGAGGGCCUCUGAGCCUGGAUAUGGACCCUUUCCUGGGCGUUCAGCUUAGAGGUCAGUUCUGUCUCUGCCAGAUAGGCCUGGGGCUUCCUCUCUCUCACCCACUGAGCUGGGACCAGUGCCGCCCCUGAGAUUCAGCAGGUCACACAACCAUGGUUCUCUUCUAAAUGAGGCAUGUUGUGGUGGAGGCGUGACAAGGAGUAGAGUUUCUGGCCCUCAUCUUGUGGAUGGCCCUGUAACUCUGGGACUGGGCCUUUAGGAUGUUGCUCCUCCCCUAAGGUGUCCACAACCAUGAGAAGUGAGGUUGGGUCUUUCCAGAGGCACUACCACUUCUGCCACUGUGCCACAUCACGUUAUUCAGUUGAGCGUCUCUGUGGGCUGUUGGGACCAGCCCUGCCUGAAAUACUGUGGGGCUAGGAUCUCAUGCUGAGUCCAUUUGUAGCCACUGAUGGCUUGUGCUUUCCUGACCAGGGGAAAAUCAGAUCCCAGGAUGCAAUAUGAAUGUGGAACAUCAGGCAGUUGGACACCAGGACGAAUUAGGCCAAACUUUCCUGGAAGUCCAAGCCUGAGGCUAGACCCAAAGGAAAAGAGGGGGUGGAAAGCAUGUUUCCUUACGAGAUUCUCUAGGGCUGUGGGCGAGGUGCUGCAGACUGUGGCAGUGUUCCCUGGGAGUCCCAAUGAGCUGUCUUCAUGCUAACAAAGGUGCUGACUCCCUCCUUCUUUCUUCCCUCUGGCAGGGCCCCUUACCUCAGCACAUCAGACCAAACGUUUGGAGCUGUGCUUUCUGCUGGCCACUGGGUGGCAGCUGUGCUGUGGCAUCCCCAAGACUAGGGAGGAGACAUUGCUCUCUCACUGGCCUUGACUUCAUUUUUCCUUCCAAGAGGGCUUCCUUCUUGUGGCAGUGUCCUUGAAGGCCAGCAGCCUUCCUGCACACCUAGGAGCUGCUUUAGUGCCUCUGUUAAGGACUGUGAUGAGAACUGGCAGGAUGUGAUCCCCUCUCAAUGUGAUGGGGUAAGACUUCACAGGCACACCCCUCAGUGCUGUGUGCGCACCUGUGAAGGUGUGGUUGGGAGUGUGUGCGUAACGGGGUAUACUGCUUUCUAGGGAUCAGGCGUCCUUUGCGCUGUUACGCUCCCUAAGACUUCCAUGCCCCACUAUUUGGGAGAGCAGAUGUAUCUUCCAAACCUCCCCUGUUCCGGCCGGCAGCCUUGCUGGAGGUAAUCAGAUGAAGAUCUAGCCCUGUGCUUCAGAUUUCUGUCCGCCCCUUCCUUCUGCCUCUGGACCUGAAGCUGCGGCUGCCUCAGUGCCACGUGGCCACAGACCAGGAAAAGGGUAAAGGGGUCCUGAACGGCCUCAGGCUGAAAGCUCUGAGCGGGACUGGCGACUGCCGAUGUUUGGGGAAAGAAAAUAAUGAGGAGGAGGCAACCCUGUUCAUAGAAUCGCAGACCACACUGAGUCGCGUUCGUUUUAUGCUUGAACUGUGUGGAUAGGCCAGCCUGGGGGUCCCUGCCUGCUGACCACCUUGGCCCCCUGGUGCUUUCCUCAAGAGACUGGGGGAAGGAGAGGCCUUUUGAGCUGCCACUUUCUUGGCAGGAAGGCUGCCUUCCCCACAAGGGUUAACGGGCUUGUGAGGAGGGAACUGUGUCCCAUGGUCACUCUUGGAGGGAGGGAGGUUCAGCAGGGUGGAUUGGGUGAGUAAUUACUAAUAUUUUUCAUGCUUUCUGUCUUUGGUUUUGACUUGUGAUCUAAAACACCGGGGGUUGAACUGAUUUCAGUUAUUUACUCUUAUGCCCUUCUCAUGGGGAAGAAAACGGGCAGGGUUCAGCUGAGGAAUUUCUUGACUUUUUAGUUUUUGUUUUGGUAAGAUUGAAAAAACAGUAGCUUCUCCAGGGAAGAAACAGACUUAACAGACUCUUUGCCACCCCCCGGAUUUGAAUCCAGGGCUGAAAUGUAUGUAGCUAGAGCCGUUUCUUCCAAUUUUGUUAGAAAAAGCCUUUGGGGUAUUGGGGUGGGCUGGGGGAAGAAUUGUACAUAAAGGACAUUUUAUACAUAUGUAAAGAAACUUGGGGAAAGAAAAGCUAAUGGCUAAUCUUGGGCUUGCUUUGCUUGCAUGUCAGGAGCUUUGGGCACUGCAAGGACUGGGGGCAGUCAGAAGGAGGCCGAGGGCAGGAAGGUGGCAGCUCCAAAGCACAUGCCCUCACUGCUCCCUCUGGAAGCCCCAGCUCUGUCUGCACCUUCUCCAAAACAGAGCAAGGGAUGCCCCGGUAGGAUGGAGGAGUGAAGUCCCCUUGUGGCUGUGUUUGUUGCUUUAGUGAGAGGGCUUAGGAGGUGUCUAGUGUUCAGCUGUAGAUUGAAUGAGGUCAUUAGUGGGACCGGGGUGUUUUGGGAGGGGUGGUGGAGAAUUGGAGCAUGGAGAAGAGGUGACAUUCUUUUGCUUGGUGUAUAUAGGCUUUAAGGGACAUAGAGUGUUAGGCCAGCCAUGGAGCAGGGACCAGGGACCCUGGAAUAUGGUAGUAAGAUUAAAACCAGGGCCAUCAAGCCUUGCCAUUCUCUUUGGAGAUUGUGAUAACUGAGUUACCACUAAGGGUACAAGUACAAGACGUGGGAUUAUCCCAAGAAAAGAGAGGGGUGAUUGCCCUGGAGUGGGGCCAGACUGGGGAAUGGUAGCAGUGAAGAUCACUUGGGGGAGUGGAGGUUGGAGGUGACAUAGUCAUUGAAAAAAGAUAGUGGGGGUGAAAUCUUGGCACAUAGGCCCAGAUGGGAUCUUGGCAGAAAUCUUGCUUUUUAGCUACACCUCCUUGCUUCUUCUAGAAUUAGCCUGUAACACUAAGUGCCCAAACUGAACACGGGCAUCUUCUGUGUCAUACAUAUCAGUGUUAUCCAUUUUCUUUUUUGGGCUCCUCAAGCCUAAUUUAGGAGACUUGUCUUGAGAUCCCCAUCUUAUUACCAGCUCUUUGUCAGUGGAGUAGGGAGACUUGUUCUGUGAGCUUCCUGUGUGGCGUCUCAUAAGCAGAAGUGGCUGGCUUCCCUUUCCUUUUCCACUGAGAAUGUUGGUUAGACAUGGGUGGUGGCAGUGGAGAGGAGGGAUUGGGGCUUGGCUUCCGAUUUAUCAACCUUUCUUCUUUAGGUAGAUGAGCUUGCUUCAGGCUUUAUACCUAGCAGUUUUGCCCUCACCUUCUCCUCUUUUGAUCGCUUAAAGCCACACCAGUCUUUAGUUGAGGUAAGAGGGUGAAAGAGUUUCACCUUGAAGUUGGAGACCAGCCAUUCAUCUGUUCUUAAUGCCUCCAACACUGCCUCCUUUCAGAUCAAGAGGCAGAAUUAAAAAUCUCUUCUUUAGAAGAAGUGAAUAAACCAAGAAUCAAAGCCCAGAUUGGACUUUGCCACUCUUAUCAACCUGAUGUUUGGUUAGGGGUACCCACUACCACCACUUCCACUGACUGGUAGUUGAUCUACACUGGACCAAUGUUUCAUUUCCCUCUGUCUAUACUUUCCAAUAAAAUGUAAUUUGAGCAAAUAUCCCUACCAAAUGUUUGAGUGUUGGGCUGCUGAGAGGGUAGAAGAGUUUUCAUGACCUCAUUUUAAGCUGACAGAAUAAUUCCUAAUAGGCUGAGUCAAGUCCAAAGACAUCUCCAUUCCCUUAAGGGUUUCUGUGUAGGAUAAGAGAAGAUUAAGCAUUAGUGCAGAUAUUAUUAAUUAAUGCUUGCCAUAGCUUAUAGAAGGAAGAAGCAGGUUGUCUUGAGAUUGCUGAAUACUUUGGUAGAACAGUAACUAGUAAUUUAAAUCACUUGUUCUUUUCUUUGGUGGGUCAGUAGUUAUAGUAAGGGUUUUUGAAGAGGGCCGUUGAAAUAGUUGUUAGCUUUGGACCACUGGCUUGGAGAGCUAGAUUGGGGGAUUGAAGUAAAUUGGUACGAACUCCCUGUUUCUGUCCCUGAUCCUUUGGUUAUCUACCUUUCCCAUCCCACUAGAUGCUGAUAUAAAUGACCAUCUGGGCUUGUUUUUCUUCCAGGACUUGGAGAAAUGUACUCUACCAUUCCCAUGUCUCCUUGGGUUUCCUGAAUUUCCUGGAUUUAUUGUAGGAACUAGGAUAAGUUUUCCCCCUGCAUCCUCAUAUAUACACUGAUUAGGCUUCCUUUCCUUCCUCACCCCAUUUCUUUAUGGCUCCAGGGAUCUUGAACUUGU
Molecule: messenger RNA, 10624 nt
Organism: Loxodonta africana (African savanna elephant)
Lineage: Eukaryota; Metazoa; Chordata; Mammalia; Proboscidea; Elephantidae
Gene: IGSF9B
Product: immunoglobulin superfamily member 9B
Exons: 20
Coding region: 210-4517 (1435 amino acids)
Biological process (GO): cell-cell adhesion
Molecular function (GO): protein binding
Source: RefSeq, a predicted model, not a curated record